Centropristis striata (black sea bass) is the source of this 4723-nucleotide messenger RNA. RefSeq names its product malectin (gene mlec). NCBI's taxonomy places the organism in Eukaryota, Metazoa, Chordata, Actinopteri, Perciformes, Serranidae. Gene Ontology annotation, cellular component: membrane. The record is from RefSeq and is a predicted model, not a curated record. The coding region runs from base 252 to 1115 and encodes 287 amino acids. Gene Ontology annotation, molecular function: carbohydrate binding. The transcript is spliced from 6 exons.
CUCCGCCUCCUGCUGUUGCUCUGUGCUGUUGGUUGCUCGCAGCAGAGCAAAUGUUAGUGGAUGCACACAUUGAAUGAAAGUCAGUGUAGCAGGCUGUUGCCACCAGCAACUGAGAAUAUCUGCUCACCGUGAAGUUAUUGUAGUAUCUAGGCACCUGGUCAGAUUGUGUUAGCAGAGAUAAUCUCACACUUUGGCAAGAGAGAUUUUCGGGACAUUAGUGGAAGGGGAAGGACCAUUCCCUGUGUGUGGCAAUGCAGCGAGUCACGGCGCAGCUCGUCGCCGGGCUGGUUGCAGCGGUGCUGUCGCUGCUGGCAGAGCAGUGCUGGGCGGACGGCGGGGGCCUCAGCCUGGCCGAACGGGUUAUCUGGGCUGUAAAUUGCGGGGGUGAAUCGCAUAUAGACUCGCACGGCAUUCACUUCAAAAAGGACCCAUUGGAAGGGAAACUUGGCAAAGCGUCUGAUUAUGGGGUGCGUCUGCCAAUAUUGCGCUCCAAUCCAGAUGACCAGAUACUGUAUCAGACAGAGCGCUACAAUGAGGACACUUUUGGAUAUGAUAUCCCCAUUCGAGAGGAAGGAGACUAUAUACUAGUAAUGAAGUAUGCAGAAGUUUACUUCGCCCAAUCACAGCAAAAGGUGUUUGACGUCCGUCUAAAUGGCCACACAGUGGUGAAAGACCUGGAUAUCUUUGAGCAAGUGGGUCACAGUACUGCUCACGAUGAGAUUGUGUCUUUUUCUAUUCGACGUGGCAAGCUGAGCGUGCAAGACGAGGUUUCUACUUUCAAUGGCAAGCUCACUGUGGAGUUUGUAAAGGGUUAUUAUGACAACCCCAAGGUCUGCGCUCUCUAUGUCAUGAAGGGGACAACAGAAAAUGUGCCAAAACUUGAGCCUCACCCUGGCUUGGGGAAGCAGCCUGAGGAAGAUGAGGAUGACGAGGAGGAAAGUGAGGGAGGCGAGGAGGGUGCGAAGAAAAAGCUCCCAGCAGGUAACAAGAACAGGGUCCAGUCCGGCCCCCGAACACCAAACCCAUACGCAGCAGACAACAGCAGCCUAAUGUUUCCCAUCCUGGUGGCGUUCGGGGUGUUCAUCCCCACACUGUUCUGCCUCUGUCGGCUGUGAGCUCCAACUAGCAAUCGAAGGGGACGUGAAACAGACGAGACGGACGUGAGACUGUGGAGAGGGAGAGAGGGGGUGGGGGAGGGGGGGUCAAGGUGACAACAGCAGCAAAGGUAAAGGCAUACACACAGGAGGGAGCUCGGAGAAAAUCUCGAUGACGCAGGACAAAAAAAGAGACAAUAACUUUCCGGAAAGCCAGUUCGCGGCGAAGCAAAGAAAAAGGAGAUGUAGGAAGUGAGUGCUGUGCGCUUCUUUGUGAAUGUGUUUUUCGCAUCCACCUCUGCGGACACUGUUGAACAAUGUUAGUCAUUUCCACUCAGAGACUGCGCAGGAUUUACAGAUGCCAGUCUUCACGGUUUGAAACCACAUUUCAGCAGCUAUGGGAUGCUCAGGAGCGAGUGAUCUGGGCCCGUUUUCUAAACUUAAAGCAUCGUUUUGUACUGGGUGUUUAACACUCCUGCUCCACAUCUGGUCAGACAUGUUACCCUCAAAUUGGAAGUGGUGCUGCUUAGAAAUUGGUUAAACAGAAUAGGUUAGUGGAAAUACAGCUGCCAUUUGAGAGGCCCCCAUUUUACUCAGUUUUUGGUUUUUCCACUCAGAACUAAUUAGUCCUUUGUUGACGUGCCAUCAUCUACUCGCCAUAAGUUGUUAAGAGAAGAAAGUAAUUGCAUUGAACCAGUUGUGUAGCUUGCAGGGUUGUUUGCUGUCUGCUGUCUUAAGUCGGCUUGCCUUUACAUAAACACAGAUUAGUUUCCACAAUCUGUUGGUUAUGUGUGGUAAUGCAUGACUUAUUUGGCUUUGUGGAUCCCAAAUUCAAAGUCCUUUUUUUUUUUUUUUGCUUUUUUUUUUUGCUUUUUUUUUUUUUUUACCAAGGAAGGAUCAAUUUUAAGGUUGAAACAUUACAAAGUGAGAAUGUUUAACCACCAGAGUCAAAGCUGAUGCUGUGAAACGCUUAGGCUCAAGUGAGUCAGGAUCUUUACGUCGCUGUAUUUUCUGUGAUCUUUGCCUUUUUUCUAUUCAUUACGUAUGCAUGCCUGCCUUUUGGUUUCACCAAAGAAUGUCUUUUUUUUUUUUUUUUAUUUUGUUAGAAAAGGAAAACUUGGUGGCCUGUUUAAUUUGAUAAAUAGCUUGCAAAAUACAAUUCUGUGAGGCCUCUUUGCCAAUUGGAUAUAUUUGGACAUACAGUACCACCACUCAUCAAAAUUGAAUUGAGAAUUGACUGGGAGGACAGUUAAGAUAUCAUUUUUUUGUUUUGUUUUUUGUCAUAAAUGUCUGUGUUGACUCUGACGGGCCAUGAACAAACAGGCUGCAGCUCAGUGUUUCUAUAAUAAACCGUGAGAAUCUGUGCCAGUCAAUGCACUCGUCUCAUACAUCCCCACAGUUGCUCUGUGUGGUUCCACAAGUUCAUGAGAAAGCACAUCAAUAAUAAUAAUAAGCAUAAAAUCAAAUGUUUAGUUGUUAUAAAUCAUUUAUUGCAUUUUCCACAUUUGUAAUAUGCCUUUUCAAAUCUGUUGUCUUAAUUUUUUUAAUGUGGACAUUUUGUUAAUUCAGUGUGAAUUUUUCAGUGCAAUUAAGCUACUUGUUCCUGUCCUUGAAUUGAUUGCGCAAACUGGGGGCAAACCUAUUUCUCUGAAUCUAUCUUUGAGCCUUUUUUCCUACCCGGCCACGUUAUCAGAGUCCCUCUCACCUGUGUUUUAGUCUCAGCUUUUGCUUUCCAUGCGGUCUGAAAAGCAGCUUUGUUCUUCAUUUUUAGUGGAGUUGUGUUGUGAACCCUCCUAUUUAUGUAUCUAGUUACCUCCCUUAAGUGCUUAGCUCUACUCCGAGACGAUUUUGUAACUUUGCCUGUUUCACUAAUGCGUCUUAAAUGUCCUGCGACACCCCCUGCCAGUAUUGCUUUUGCCAUAUGCAGUACUUGAAACACGUUUAAUAAUUCAGGUGUUGUGGAUCCUUCCUCACUCCUCAAUUCUCCUUCCCAUUUUGAUUCAUGGUGAGCAAGAAGAAAUAUUUGAUCAGUUUUUGACGGUUUUGGGAUUUUUUGUUGUUUUUGUUUGUUUUUAUUUCAAGCUCAUAUUUAAGACAUAAGCACCUUUUUUUCCCUCUGAAAAGAUGCAAAAACUUCAUUCAAUUCAGCACCAAAGUCAUCGUGUUCUGUUCCUCUGCAAGUCCACACAGUUGCGUGUGUAUAUAAGGUACAAAAUCACACUUUUUUGAUCGUGUGACAACCGUUUUGUUCUCAUCACUUUUGUGUUAUAGCUGGGGUGUUGGGGUAUUUUUGUUUUUUGUUUCUCUUGAGGAAGACUUUGUGGCCUUUCUUCUGGGGAGGAACGGUUGUUGGUACAGAGUAUAAAAGAAAUUUAAUGGGCAGCCAGAUGAACUGACUGUCUGAAAGUCAAAUAAAUGAGAUUAUGUCUGAAAAUAUGGGAUCUUCCAUUCUAUUCUAUAUAAUUUAAAUCAGAGUGGGGCUGAUCUGGAGAUAUUUUAUAAUACGCUUGGAUUUGUAUGUUGAAUUUUUUUCCUCAGGAUCUGUUCUGUUUUUGAGUUUUUAAAACUUAAUAUUUUAUUGGUGUGACAUUUUGCACUGCCUCAUGUAUUUUAAAAUCAUGUUGUUUUUUUGUGUUUGUCUUUGUUGCCUUGAAUUAUUGAAUACAUUGUGCUUUACCAUCAUUCGCCUUGAGGUUGCUCUUUUGUUGGCUUAUAUCUGAUUGGCUUCUUUUCUUUUUUUCCCCCUUAUGUCAAAACACAUAUCUGGGCGAUUUUCAUUCCACACAAUCAGAACAAUUCUAAUAUCUCAAGUCUGUCGUUAACCUCAGUUUUUCUAGGAGCAAAGCCAGUCAAAAACACAAGGAAAGGUUAGUAAAAGAACUGUGUGAAAUGUUUCUGUCCAGCACUUCAGUAUUUAGCUCCUCUCCAGCUUUUUUGGACCUGUUAUUGUCAGCACAUCUCAGUUUGAAUGAACUAGAGUGGAAUGAAGAUCUGCUCUGUAUUUUUUAACACAAGAACCAAAGAAUUGCCGCCAUACCAUCCAAAUUCUUAAACACGGUGUCAAAAUGUGACACUUAAGGUUCUUCAUUUCUUUCAUCCUUUUUUUCUCUCCUGGUAAAGCAGUGAAUAAACCAAGGGAGGAAAACAUGUCAUGACUUGUCAUCAGAUUUGUUGUCCCCAUUAUUAUUCCCCUGCCAUGUCAUCCUAAAAAGUCAUUUUCAUUGCUCUGUAAUUAAGUUAAGUUGUUGCAAUUUCUCCUUGUUUUCUCAUUUUCAAAAGCAACUGAACAUGUGAGAUGAAUUUAAAUUGAGACAAAUUUGAACAGCAGAACAUCUGCCAACGUGUCAUCGUCCAGGCAGCAGACCACGACACACACAAACAACAAGGUCUGAUAGCCACCGAUCACACAGCGCGAGUGUGUGAGACAGUGAGUGUGCGCUUAUUAUGAGUCCUACUGUAUAGAUAUACAUGUGCUGGGUGAGUAAAUGCUCCUCUGGGGGCUGUAGGCAGCAACAGGUGGACUGAGAAAUGUAUUUGAGACCCCUGAUCUCUGAUGUGGCAUAUAUCUGCAAAAUGACAAAUGCUGAUAAAUGCUGUCUCUUUUUAAUAAAUGUGCUAUUUUAUCAGAA